Xiphias gladius (swordfish) is the source of this 4249-nucleotide messenger RNA. RefSeq names its product tropomyosin 1 (alpha) (gene tpm1). Bases 161 to 1015 code for a protein of 284 amino acids. NCBI's taxonomy places the organism in Eukaryota, Metazoa, Chordata, Actinopteri, Istiophoriformes, Xiphiidae. Gene Ontology annotation, molecular function: actin filament binding. Gene Ontology annotation, cellular component: actin filament. The transcript has 9 exons. Gene Ontology annotation, biological process: actin filament organization; cardiac muscle contraction. The record is from RefSeq and is a predicted model, not a curated record.
UCAGCCCCCCUUGAAAGUACAUAUUUGACAGGGCACAGUCAGGCAUAGCCUGCACUCCAGCUUAGCGCUCAGUAAGGCACAGACGCCCUAGCCCCUCUCCCGCUCUCCUUGGUUUUCAUUUGGACUUUUUGUUGGUGCCGUCGAACAGCAAUACGCAGCCAUGGAUGCCAUCAAGAAGAAGAUGCAGAUGCUCAAGCUCGACAAGGAGAAUGCCUUGGACAGAGCUGAGCAGGCUGAGUCAGACAAGAAAGCAGCAGAGGACAGAAGCAAACAGCUUGAGGACGAUUUGCUAGCUCUGCAGAAGAGGCUGAAGGGAACCGAGGAUGAGUUGGACAAGUACUCUGAGGCUCUUAAAGAUGCCCAGGAGAAACUUGAGCUGGCUGAGAAGAAAGCCACCGAUGCUGAGGGAGAAGUCGCUUCCCUUAACAGACGUAUCCAGCUGGUUGAGGAGGAGUUGGAUCGUGCUCAGGAGCGUCUGGCCACUGCCCUGACCAAGCUGGAGGAGGCUGAGAAGGCUGCUGAUGAGAGCGAGAGAGGCAUGAAGGUCAUUGAGAACAGGGCCAUGAAGGAUGAGGAGAAGAUGGAGCUGCAGGAGAUCCAGCUGAAAGAGGCCAAACACAUCGCUGAGGAGGCUGACCGCAAAUAUGAGGAGGUGGCCCGUAAGCUGGUCAUCAUUGAGGGUGACUUGGAGCGUACAGAGGAGCGCGCUGAGCUGUCAGAAAGCAAAUGCUCUGAGCUUGAGGAAGAAUUGAAAACUGUGAGCAACAACCUGAAGUCACUGGAGGCACAGGCUGAGAAGUAUUCACAGAAGGAGGACAAGUACGAGGAGGAGAUCAAGGUUCUCACCGACAAGCUGAAGGAGGCUGAGACUCGUGCUGAGUUCGCUGAGAGAUCAGUAGCCAAGCUUGAGAAGACCAUUGAUGACUUGGAAGAUGAGUUGUAUGCCCAGAAACUGAAGUACAAGGCCAUCAGCGAGGAGCUGGACCACGCCCUCAACGACAUGACUUCAAUGUAAUUUUCAACUUGCUGUGCCUGCUUGUUCCACCGUCACCCUCCUUUCCCCUUCUCUGUACACUGGCCGCCCCACCUCCAUUCGUCUCCAUAAUCUUUUCUAGUGCCCGUCAUUAUUAGUACAUCCAACUCUUGCAUCUGUCCCGAGACUUAUAAUGGUUAUGCAGCUAUGUUUUUAUAUAGCCCUAAAGUUUAAUGUCUUAAAACAGACAUUGUGGUAUUCCGUGUCUGUGUAAUUCAAGAGGAAUUUCAAUAAUGAGGCUACAGCUCACUCAAAGUGAUUGUACCGGUACUGAAUGCCUUUUGUGUCAGUAUCGUUGAUGUUUGAGAAUACUGUGAACAGGACUGAAGUGAUGUAAUGGCUGGAAAAAAAACAGAAUGGGUCUGUUUACAUUUUUUUUUUAGCUGAUUUAACUGUGAGUUGUAUUACUUUUUAUGUGAAAAGUAAUUAUUGUUCGUUCUGUGCAUUUAUGCAUUUGAUAACUCCCUAAGUUUCAAAAUAUUCAUAUAAUUUCACAUGAUAUUUUGACAUCCUGGGCAAUGCAUGCAGGUUUUCUGUUUAAAUGUUGUAGAUUGUGUCAAGGAAGCAUUUCAAUGAAUCCCAUACUCUUACUGUAACUCAGGGUUAUGUGUAGUGUUUCCUCUUUCCUCUUCUACUAAUAUGGUUUACUUCUGUCCAGAAGUAAGGCCCCCUGUGUCUUUGUGAAACCCCCCGCCCCCUCGUUCUUUAAUUAUACCGGUUGUUGGCUAGCUGUCCUAGUUCAGCAUCAAUGUGUUUUGAGUUCCGGGUUUUGCUAAAAAGUGUUGUCCCUCAACAUUUGGACAUUUUGUGGGAGAUUGACAAUGCGCACCACAUCUGUCUGGUCCAGCGCUGCUCCUCUUCUUUUAGCAGAAAGGACUCGAUCAGAGGGAGUAGUUGCUCCGGCCUCCAAUUUGUGUUAGUCAGCGUAUUCUAUCUCACAAUGCAAUUCAAUUGUGCAUUGUGGUUUGUUAGUGCAGUGCUGGGACUCCUGUGGUUUUGGUAUGUCGUGGUGCGCAUCUCAAAUUUCCGUAGGUCCCACGCCGACCCCAUGGUUCACUGUGCUUCUUCUCUCCCACGCAGCUAAAUUGUUUACACCUCAUCAAAGACGCCUCCUGCCGGCUGAGCAGCAUCUGUCUGCUCUCUACAGCCUUCUCGCCAUUUUCCCUUCUUUCCUUUCCUCCUCAUGUUUUCAUCCUCAUGUCAAAGUUAACGGCAUCUCAUCUCUUGUACAGAAUCUUAGAAUCUUUCUGCGUUGUGUAAAAAAUAAACGUCCUUCCUUCUAUGUAAGCUGUAUCUCUUUACUCUGUCCUUUUUUUCCUCUUUAAUUUAAUUUUAAUAUUUAUUUUUCAAGUGGCUCCAAUAAAACCAGGAAGCCUUGAUUUUAUGUUUAUGUUUUUGAAUUUGUUUCUGCAUCUCAACAAGCCAUUAGCUGAGCUUUACCCUGCUUUUCUUGGUUUAGUUUUAUAGAUUUCAGUGGAUGUUUUAUUUUUCUUCAAAUAUUGUUCUGUGAAGCUGAGAUCUUAGGAAUAUCACAGUGGUGCUAGAAGCACACAAACCUAGAACAUCUACAGGUACUUGACUGAAAGCUGAGCCAAGUUGUCUUCUCUUUUAGCAUUUGAGACGGAUGCAUGCAAGCACUUUUCUGUGUUUAGUACUAUGGCAGGAUGAGCUGACUGGAAAGAUUUGAGAAUUGGAUGGAAUUAGUGUUGGAUUGUUAUCAGCAAGAUUGUGGUAGAGUAGAGUAAGGGGUGUAACGGUGAAAUGCAGAACAGCAUGUGAGAUAUGUGGAUCCUCAUCUGGUUGCUGGAAAAAUUGGAUGAAACUGAUAUCAGUGAUUAUGACACACGGGCUUUGUAUGAUACACAGUAUCCUGUCAUAUAUUUGAAUAAAUGUACAACCACACAUUCUGAGUCUUUUUAUUAAAUUUAUUUCUAUAAGGUCAGGCACAGAAAGACAAGAAGAAAUUAGCAAUUCUCCGAUGCUGUGUGUUUUGAGACUUCUUAAUUGAAAGGGGACUGUAGGACAGUUGUUGAGCCACAUCCUCAAAAUCAAAAAUGUCCAAACAAACUUAGGCUACAGGAGGGUUGAUGCUAUAUAGCAGUUUAUCCAGUUUUGAUGUUGAUCAGCGAUAUUUGAGCAUAUGCUAAGAUUCAUUUGAUAGAGGAUUUUAUGACUAAACAGAGAGACAUGGAAUUUAUGGAAUUCUUUUUUCUCUUUUUUUCUGUUUUGUUGCCACACUGUCCAAUUUUAAAGAUUUUAUUUUGAGGUUAAGUUGCACAGCCAUGGUUCCUUUUAACCUCUCUGGGUUAAAUCUCCUCCUCUAUUGUCACUCAACACACUGUCCUUCCAUGCUUUACAAGUUGCAGAGAAGAAAAAAAAACAAAAAAACCUUGGAUUGCCAAAACUGCCUCUCAAAAAACAAGAACAUCAAAACACUGUUCGAUCAUGUUAAUUAAAGGCUAUUCAGACAUUUUAAGUGUUAUUUUUUUACAAAGAAUAAAAACGUCUUCACUGAUCUGUUCCAAAGAAGGUAAGUGUCAACAGGCAAUGCACUUUCUCUUUACCUAUUUUUCCUCUGAUUUCCUGUCCUCUCUCUGUUUUUCAAACUUGCUUUCUGACUGCAAAGAUCGCCUCUACCAGCAACUUGAGAAAAACCGCCUUCUCACUAAAGAACUAUGCGUGGCCUUGAAUGAGGACUAAAUUGUGUGAAUGUUGUAUCUGUUUGUUACGGUUUUGUUUUUAAUGUGUGUAUGACAAUCUGAUCCAGUGUACGAUCCAAAGCUCUUCCAUUUGCAUUGACCACGUACGAUGCCUGCACUGCUUGAAAUUUUGUGUUGCUUUUUAUGGAAAUAUAUUUAUAAUGAAAUAUAGUGAAAAUCGGGGAUUAUCUCAAAUAUAUCAUUUUCUCAUCUUACAAUUUAUUGUUAUGCAGUCGGGCAAUAAUCAUUUUUUUGUAAGUUGUUGUGUUUGUGUAUUAAUAACGUUUUUUUGUAGACUGUAACCCGUCUGCAUGGUUGCUUGCAUAUCAUAAUAUGAGCUUGUUUAUUCAGUGUGUUUCUCUUGUUUUCUGUCAGUGCUGUGUAGAUUGGGUUAAAAAGCACUCAAAUUCAAUGACUCACUUGAAUGAUGUAGCCAGCUUUCUUUAUUAAUGCAAGCUAACCAACUGACUCACUUACGCUUGCUUGUGUGAGAUUAAAACUUCUCCAUUUGAUGUUC